AAAGUUUUUAGUAUCCGGUGUGGAGAGAACAAUAAAUGGUUCGUCAUCCAACAUUUUUGACCUGCAUCUCGACAAGCUUGACCAAGCAUGGACCAAAGACAUCCCGACAGCCGAUUACAUCAUCUCCUCCGGACACUGGUUCUUCCGCCCAAUUUAUCUUCGAUCACGAUGGCGGUAAGGUAAUCGGCUGUGUUUAUUGUAACGAACCAAGUGAAACUGACCAUAGAGUAGCAUUUGCUUUAAAGCUUACGUUUCGUUCUGUGUUAAGGCACAUAAAUACCUGCAACGAAUGCAGGGUGAGGGGUACCCUGCUUAGGACAUUCUCGCCGGUACAUUUCGAGCAUGCAGUUUGGAAUACCGGUGGAAGCUGCAACAGGACAAGUCCUUUUGGAAAGGAGGGUUUGAUUUGGGUGGAAUUGAGUGGGAAAUGAGAAGCGUGCGGUGAAAGAGGUAGAGAAAGCAAAGAGAGAAGGGCAGGAGAAGUUUGGGAUCCUGGACGUUAGUAAGGCAACGAUAAAGACACCUGAUGGGCAUCCUGGAGAAUUUCUGGGUAAUAAAUGGCAUGGUUACAAUGACUGCCUCCAUUGGUGCCUGCCCGGUCCUAUUGAUGUGUGGAAUGAUUUUCUAAUGCCAGUUUUGAGAAGAGAGGCUCCCUUGGUAUAAUCAAUCUAGAAUAUUUUA
Molecule: messenger RNA, 681 nt
Organism: Rubroshorea leprosula
Lineage: Eukaryota; Viridiplantae; Streptophyta; Magnoliopsida; Malvales; Dipterocarpaceae
Source: the annotation of a GenBank genome assembly